UGGUUGGAGGAGACGUAUCGUGGCUCGGAAGGUAUCGAAAAUCGGCGAGCCUACGUUGUUUGUAACGUUGAUCAGCCGGAUGUUGAUAACUGGUUAAGGACACCGAAAAUCCGUGUCAGCGGAGCAAACAGACUGCAUGUUGAGGUGACCUUCACGAUGCGAGACUGUAACGAAUUCCCAGGAAAUGCUCGCUCAUGCAAGGAAACGUUCCGAUUAUACGCAGUGCAAGUGACCAAUGGUCAGCAGUAUCAGGAUAUCUGGAAUUCUGAUUACUGGGAUUUGGUGGAUCGAAUAACAGCCGACACGGGACGACAUUCGAAGCACGAUCCAGCAACUGCUGCUGUAAAUCAAGAAGUUCGCAGCUAUACGGUUACUAAAGAUGCUGUAUAUUUUGCAUUUCGAGAUUCGGGUGCCUGCUUAUCGAUACUCAAUGUUAAGGCAAGAUCGAAGGACUUGGCCUAG
This is a messenger RNA of Gongylonema pulchrum, 462 nucleotides long. Lineage: Eukaryota; Metazoa; Nematoda; Chromadorea; Rhabditida; Gongylonematidae. The record is from the annotation of a GenBank genome assembly.